AAACUCGAGAGGUCAGAGACAAUUAACUGUCAGUUGCUUUUUUUAAAGGCAGCGCAUCACGCCCCAAGACUUAAAAUAUGGGAUAAAAUUCGAGAGCCCGUGGCGGACGUAAAAUCACUCACAUGACCGGUAAAACGACUUGUGUUUAUUAAGGGCUAUUUACACUGCGGUUCUCCGGACGGUUAGCGAUCUGGAAUUAAGUAAAUGAGGCUUCCGACGGCGCCGACAGAUUCGGCACGUCCCCCGACCGGAAGUGCAGACUGAAGGUCAUUAUCUCAACAGACGGUCGCAGAAGUUAACUCUGAAGGAAGUUUUAAACUUACUGGUAAGAAAUCAGGCCUGCCUGGAGACUCAAGCAAAGGCUGGACAACUUCAUUUCCAGAACAGAAAGGAAACUCAUGCAUCAGAAAAGGUGACUAAUAAACAUAUCAAAAGAAUAUGGCCGCACAAAUACCAGAAUCUGAUCAGAUAAAACAGUUUAAAGAAUUCCUGGGAACCUACAAUAAACUUACAGAAACCUGCUUUUUGGACUGUGUUAAAGACUUCACAACAAGAGAUGUAAAACCUGAAGAGAUCACCUGUUCGGAACAUUGCUUACAGAAAUAUUUAAAAAUGACACAAAGAAUAUCUAUGAGAUUUCAGGAAUAUCAUAUUCAGCAGAAUGAAGCCCUAGCAGCCAAAGCAGGACUCCUGGGCCAGCCGCGAUAGGGAAGUCCCAGUGGAUGGACUUCAAUGAAACAUUGCCAACAGUCGUUGCACUGGAAAUGAGGAUUCAUCUCAUAGAAUCCUCUGAAAGCAGUAAGCACCCUGUAAAGCUGUCUGUGGUGGCUACUUGGCAAAUUGAAACCACUGGAGAAACAAAAACAUUGUUCCCCAGAAAUAAUCAAAAAAGAGAAGGUCAUUGUUCAGUGAACAUAGUAAGAUGUAACAUUUGUUGAAGUCUUAAGAUUUACGGGUUGGUCACUUUGGUUAGAAAAAUAAACCAUUGUUUCUUCAUUCGUGACUGUUAAUUUUAAAGUAAAAUAUGUGUCCAAUCAUGUAUAAGGUAGAAAAAAUUUUUAUUACUAAAAGUAAAAUAAAUGGAAGUAUCACU
Dipodomys ordii (Ord's kangaroo rat) is the source of this 1093-nucleotide messenger RNA. RefSeq names its product translocase of inner mitochondrial membrane 9 homolog (yeast) (gene Timm9). The record is from RefSeq and is a predicted model, not a curated record. NCBI's taxonomy places the organism in Eukaryota, Metazoa, Chordata, Mammalia, Rodentia, Heteromyidae. The coding region runs from base 439 to 708 and encodes 89 amino acids. The transcript has 5 exons.